UUGACGAAGGGGCAGCUGCCUCGUCUUUCUACCACUCAAAUAUCAAGCUCUUGGCAAGCCUCCUGCACUUCCCAAGCAAUGGCUUUCCACAAGUCUGGCUCUCUCCAGAUCCUAAUGCUCUUUCAGUUGUUAUCCCUCCUGAUCCCCCCUGUAAGCCCACUCUCUUUCAACUUCUCUGGCAAUAACUCAUAUAAACCGAACUUAAGCUUCAACGGCGACGCCUAUUUGGCCGGCAGCAUCGUCCAACUGACCCAGAAUCAGCAGGGCGCUAACCUUCGCAGUAGCGUUGGAAGCGCCACAUAUUCUGAAUCGGUGCCCCUCUGGGACAAGGAUUCAGGAACGGUUGCCGACUUCACAACAAAUUUCAGAUUUGCAAUCAACGGCUUUGGCCAAAAGGUAAGUGCCGAUGGGCUUGCUUUCUUCCUCUCACCCUUCCCUUUUGUACAGGACCCACCGACGUCGUCCGGUGCAAAGCUCGGACUAUUUAAAAAUAACGGCAAUAUAACUGAUGAGAACAAGGUCGUGGCUGUCGAAUUUGAUAGCUACUGGAACCCUGAAGUUGGCGACGUGAGCGCGAACCAUGUGGGCAUUGAUAUUUGGUCGAUUUUUUCCAAAACACAAGCGGACUUGAAUGCUAGCAUCAGAGAGAAUGUACAAUUCAUUGCAUCCAUUAGAUACAAUGCUGUUACUCAAAAUUUGAGCGUCUUCCUCAGUAAAGCUUCAGAUCCUCCGAGGAAUUGGAGCCUGUUUUAUGUUGUGGACUUGAGGGAAUUCCUGCCUGAGAAUGUAUCCGUUGGUUUCUCAGCUUCCACUGGGACUCUUUAUGAGUCGCAUAGCAUCUAUUCUUGGGAUUUCAUCUCCUCCAAUUUGAGUUCUCAAGAUCUUCCUCCCAGUCCUGAACCUAGUCCAACUGAUGAAACUUUUGACGCAAAGAAGAAGAGCAAGAUGAAAGAGGUGGCGCUUGCUGUUUGUAUUGGGAUCUUGCCAUGUGGGCUGGUUUUGGUUGGGUCCGUAAUAUGUUAUAAGAGGGCGUGUGGAGGGAUGAAAGAAGAAGAAGAGAUGGCUCUCGAGAAAGGUGGCGGCCCUAAGAAAUUUUCUUACAGUGAAGAAGAAGAAGAGAUGGCUCUCGAGAUAGGUGGCGGCCCUAAGAAAUUUUCUUACAGUGAACUCGUGAUUGCAACCGGAGAUUUUGAUGAGGAGGCAAAGCUUGGGGAAGGAGGUUUCGGGAAGGUUUACAAGGGAGUGUUGCAUGAUCCGGAGCAAGAAGUGGCAAUCAAAAGGAUUUCUAGAGAUUCUAAGCAAGGGAAGAAGGAGUACACAUCGGAAGUCACGAUUAUAAGCCGGCUGAGGCAUCGCAAUCUUGUGCAACUCAUUGGCUAUUGCCAUGAAAGAAAUGAUUUGUUACUUGUCUAUGAGUACAUGUCUAACAAAAGCCUCGAUUACCAUCUAUACAGCGAGGAGAGACUGCUAACAUGGCCGGAGAGGUACGAGAUUGCAUUCGGCUUGGCCUCGGUACUGCUCUAUCUUCACGAAGAGUGGGAGCAGUGCGUGAUCCAUAGAGAUGUCAAGCCAAGCAACGUAAUGCUGGAUUCAGAGUUCAAAGCUAAGCUUGGUGAUUUUGGGCUGGCAAGGCUUGUGGAUCAUGAUAGCGACAUGCAAACAACAGUUAUGGCCGGGACCAGGGGAUACAUCGCACCUGAAUAUGCCACUACAGGGAAAGCUCGUAAAGAAUCAGAUGUAUACAGCUUUGGAGUUGUUAUGCUAGAAAUUGCAUGUGGUAGAAAAUCAAUUGAUUUAAAAGAGAAGGAAGACAAGGUGAAUUUGGUAAAGUGGGUUUGGGAGCUUUAUGGCAAAAAUAUGUGUUUAAUAGCAGUGGAUAAAAGAUUAAGGAUGGAAUUCGAUGAGAGACAAAUGGAGCGCUUCAUGAUUAUAGGGUUAUAUUGUACCCAUCCAGAUUAUAAUUCGAGACCAUCAAUAAGACAAGUAAUUAAUGUUCUCAAAUGUAAUGCUCCACUACCUGAUCCACCACAAAAGAUGCCUGUAGCAAGAUAUAUACCUCCCAUGGAUACUUCUAACUUAAUCCCAUCAUCAUCAUCAUCAUCAUCAUCUGGCAGAUAUUCAAUUAACUCUAAAGUUCCAACUCAAAUAUGA
Molecule: messenger RNA, 2151 nt
Organism: Elaeis guineensis (African oil palm)
Lineage: Eukaryota; Viridiplantae; Streptophyta; Magnoliopsida; Arecales; Arecaceae
Product: L-type lectin-domain containing receptor kinase IX.1-like
Biological process (GO): protein phosphorylation
Molecular function (GO): protein kinase activity; ATP binding; carbohydrate binding
Source: RefSeq, a predicted model, not a curated record